ACCUGAGCUACCUACCUAACCAACAAUUUCUCUCGCCUCGCUGUCCUCCACACCCUAAAUUGCGAUGCAAGUUACCGCCGUGUAAUCCUCGUACUUAUGCGUUGCUCUCUGUCCGAGCGAGAAAGUUCCGAACGCGUCUCGUACAUCCUUACUUGCCUAGGCGGGACCUGCCCGUGCGUGUCGGCCAUUCGCAGACAUAGACGCGGACCGGGACCGAGACAGGGUGCCUGGGUUGCUCGUAAUGCCGAGUGGUUCCCGACCUUCCCUUCUUUUCAUACCUGGCCGUGUCUGAGCCGUGUCAGCGUCUCCGGUCACAGCACACGCCCGCAAGAUGCCGGCCCCACCGUCCGGUCCCUCUGGGGCUAUGCCUGGUGAUGUCGGCGAGAUAGAUGACAUAUCGCUCACCUCCACAGGCGAUGAGGCCAGCGGCGAAGACCAGGAUAAGGAGUGGUUCGUCGAUGACCUGUAUGCUGAGCGCCCCCAUCCCAACCGCCCUGGCGAGAUGCAGUACCUCAUCCGCUGGGACGGCUUCCCCAUGGACCAGUGCACCUGGGAGCCCGCCGAGAAUCUAGGCCCGGGUCUGCUCCUCCAGUGGGAAAAAACGAAGAAGGAUAUCGCUGCUGGGAAGUCUCGGGCAUUUGAUAUCGAGAUAUACAACGCAGCCUAUAGGCUUAGGAUGGAGAGACACCUAAAGCGGAAUGCCAAACGCAAACGUCUCGGUUUACCCCUUACCGAGCCCUUCUCUUCCGAAUCUCCCAUCGACGGUGCCGUCUCGCCGACCACUGAGGGGGAAUUAGAUUUGGAUACCAAGUCCGAUAUUAAGAUUGACGCAAAGCUUAAGGCCAAGUCUAACUCUCGAGAUGCUGAUCCGCAAAAGGCGCCCUCUGCUACCGCAUUGGAGAAUCCCCAGGCCACAGUAGGCGUGGCCCGGCAUGUGAACAAGAUACCCUCGAAGCCUACGUCGCCGCCACCACUGCAACCUAAACCAUCCCAACGUGCCGCGCUGGUGGACUCCGGUGCCAAGGCUGCAGGUAGUACCACAAUAACGGGUUAUCAGGGCACGGCGCGAAAGCCGGGUACGGCCACGAGCCUGACGUCGCCUAGAGCUGGAGUUGGUAAAACAACACAGAAGAGGCCGAAUCUCCCGUCGAAGGCUUUGCUCGGUACAUCGUCACAGCCUCCAAAGUUAUCGACCAGCCUAGCAAACAAAUUUUUGGGUGAACGGCUUACCGCAACUCGUUCUCACCCCCCGCCGGCGGCACCCGCGCCCGUGAGACGGGCCAGUAAUGUGUUUAUUGGGGGCAAGGAACGAAAACGAAGACCAGGCCUUAUCGAUGCCAUGGUAGACCCCUCCAAAACCCCGAAGACAUUCCAUUCCUUGCGUGUCAUGAACAUAGCUAAGAAGAAGGCGAUUGAGAAAAGUGACAAUGCCCCCCUAGACUUUGCCUCAAUCCCGGCUAGUUUCUUCCUGAAAAGCAAUGAGGGCGAUCGCCCCGAUGCAAAUCCGGCCCAAAGCAACGCCCGUCCCGAGCCUGUCGAAACCUCCCCUCUCGUACAAAGCCCAACGGAGAUGUCGCCACUCGACUCGGGCGUGGCUGCGCCAGUGUCUAAGGUAAAGAAGUCCGUUCGCUUCAUUGUCCCCGGAGACAUCGAAGUGGCGGACGAGACGAUGGGUGGGACGGUAGAGGUUGCUCAUGACACUGCUGUCUCGGCCGGAGAACCAGGACGUGCCGUCCGGUUCUCUGUAGACCUUCCAGCGGUGCCAAAGAAGCUUUCUUUAACUACUUAUCAAGAAAGUAGACAGACGCAGGUCGUGUCGAAGACAGUUGUGUUCGGGGAGGCCGGGUCUGAUCCGGUAAAGGUUGUGUUCGAUGGCAUAACCCGCCAGAACCAGCCGUGGUUGCCGGCCUUCAUCGGUCGACCAAAACUCCACUUCGGCACCAUCUGUGCUGCCUCUAAUUUUGUCGUUCAAAAAUCCGACCUAGUGGGAGAAAUACUCUCCGCCGGAGCUAUAGAGCCGGCGUUGCCCGACACCAUCCCCGCCUUGAAGAAUGUGAUAGCACAUCUACGCCGCGGCCCCUAUGGGUGCCACCUGGUCGCCGAGGAAUUCUCGGUCCUCGUCUAUCCGCCGGCCUGUGACGGCUGGAAGGGGCUUAGCGUCGAGAGAGACAGGAGUAACUCCGAGUCCCUACAGUUUAUGAUUUAUAGGUCCCCGGUCAACCCCAAACUUUAUCCCCCAGCAUCGAUCCCUGGUGCUCCGGCUCAUCCAACCCGCACGGAACAUGGACUGCACUGCCGGCUCCUACUCCGGGACUUUUUCGGCAUGGACUUCUCCCACAUGCUCCCUCAGGAGUCUAAAAGGAUGGACAGCCAAGUCUUCAUGCUGAUGUUCCCCGAGAGAGAGGCCCAGGUGUGCAACAUGGUCAAGCUUUGGCUCCGUUCUUGUCAACCAAAUUGUCGGGUUUUCUCUUUAGAGAUAGAGGACAGCUGGGCUAAGUUUCACGAGGUGGUGAGGGCUGGAGCAGCGGGCACGAUCAUUUUGCAUGAAGAUAUGGCUGCCACUAUUCGAAAAAUACCGCGCGUGUUUCAGAUGAUCGACAACAAACGCUGCUAUACCUUCUGGAGCCUUGCCACGGGCCAGUACGACCCGCCGAGGUUCCCCUCUAAUAUCGAUGCUAGCAUCGAACCUGGGACGCUUCAGAUGACUCGGUUAUUUCCCCUCGGCCGGGCAUUUCUGGUCACUCCUAGCUUCGCACUUUCGGAUCCCGUCAGGCUCUGCGAAUUUCUAAAAUGGUUCCUGCGCUAUUGCGCUAACCUUCGCUAUCUCAUAGUCGCAUGUGCUAAUUUCCCCGACUACCUAAAAGCCAUCACGCUCGAGAAGGAACGAGAGCGCCACGAAUUUAGUUCGCGACAUAAGGACGAUCCCAAGCUCGAGGACAUGCUCGGGGGCUUGGGCCUGCGUCACAGCGAUAUCCAGGCAAGGUUCGAGGCGUGGAAACUUUUGAACGACAUCAUGCAGCAAUUUGGAGACGAGGAAACCAGCGAAGAUAUACGGAAGGUGGAGUGGAUCACGGAUCAAAUCGACCCGAAUGACGAGCAGAGCUUGGUGAACUGGUUUUGCUGGUGGUCUAGCGCCAAAUGCGAUCGCUACCGCAAGUUUACCGUGCUCGGCUCGAGCGUCAGCCGGAACAAAGCAGCCUAUAGAAACAUUCGGCUUCCCGUGUAUACGGACGAAACGGUGAGCGACCCCGACAUAGCCCUGGCUCGCGAGGACCAGAAGCGUCGAGCGAGGGAGGCGGUCGAGGAGGCCGAGAGCGCGAAGCAAUUCGAUCCGAUGCCCGCCACGUCCCCCGAGUCAGCGAAUUCCAAACCCGUAUUCCCUCGAACCGUUUCGCAGCCGUCUCAAGGCGAUCGAGCGGUCGACUUCAUCAACUGGAUUGCCUUCUCCCUCCGAUCUAGGACAGCGGGUUGGGCUAGGCUAUGUGGCAAUCCGGUGUCGUGGCUGGAUGUGUCGAUGGCGGAUCACUUUGGCGACCCGAGAUGUGAAUUCGACACGUUCAAGAACUGGCUGGGGAGGGCCCCGAAGUUUUUCGGACGUACGAAUACUUGGUAUGGUCUGUUCUAUACUAUCGACACGGAAUGGAACCUCAACGUGCCGGCGGAAUUAUACGGGCGCCACCCUUGGAUCGCGGUGGUGCGACCGGCCAACCCGCAUUUGUCGAAGUAUUAUGAGAAGAUACAGCUUUUUAUCUGGGAUUUAUCGGCUCAGGAUAGGGAGAAUAGCCGCGGGCAUACGUCGCUUCUCCUCGACAUGCAGAAGCACCUGGUAGACGUGGUUAGGGAGGAGAUUACGACGAAAAACAAACGGUACUAUCUCGACCAAGUCUACAUCGCUAGCACGACGAAACUGAAGCGCCUGCCGAGCGAGACGGCAGUAGAAUUUACCCGCCGUAGGCUCCUGGAAAUGCUGGACGAUGGCAAAUCCUGGCUACCCCCUUUUGACCACCUUAUGUCCUCUGUCGGAUGGAUAAGCCUCCCCAAGUCGGAGUGGCAACAGGGCAUGACUACUAAGCUCGCGGAGGCCCAAUCGGUGCAGCGGCGAAGGAGCUUCCCGAGGCAUGCUGGCGACGAAGACAAACCGCAGAGGUUGAUCUGGCACGCGCCGCGGCCGAAAACGCAGGGGGAGAAGUCUAAGUGCAUCAACAACCUGUACGAAGCCGCGUUUCGCGUCCGGGAGAAGGACGGAUCGCGCCAAGGCAUGCGGUAUCAAUACAAACCCACGCUAGAGUGGUAUCACGACAUGAAAGCGGAGGGCCGGGAUUCCAGCCAGGUGAACGUGGAUAGCGCGGACAGGAUCUUGUCUCGGCUACGUCAGAAGAGGCCGUAACGCUUGUCACGACGGCAACGACUCGGCUAUACAUACGAUGCGCGGUUUUUUUUGCACGCGGAUGGACUACAGGUUUAUUUUAUUGUUGGGAUACUGGAGAGGGCGGGCG
This is a messenger RNA of Durotheca rogersii, 4496 nucleotides long. RefSeq lists its product as uncharacterized. The transcript has 2 exons. The coding region runs from base 332 to 4387 and encodes 1351 amino acids. NCBI's taxonomy places the organism in Eukaryota, Fungi, Ascomycota, Sordariomycetes, Xylariales, Xylariaceae. Gene Ontology annotation, molecular function: chromatin binding. Gene Ontology annotation, cellular component: pericentric heterochromatin. The record is from RefSeq and is a predicted model, not a curated record. Gene Ontology annotation, biological process: chromatin organization; negative regulation of transcription by RNA polymerase II.